AUGUCUUCAUCCCAGUGGACAUCUGAACCAAGGGUAUUUCCGCUUGCUGGCUUCAGUUUGCUUGAUACAUCCCUGAAGAUUGAGGAGGAGACGUCACCAACAUAUCAUCCCGAGAAGUACUAUCCGACCCAAAUAGGAGAAGUGCUCGAUAAUAGGUAUCAAGUACUUGCCAAGCUCGGGUAUGGUGUUACGUCAACGGUUUGGUUUGGUCGUGACUUGGUUGAGUCCAAAUACAUUGCUCUAAAGAUCUUCGUGAAGGACAGGGAAAGAAACCAUGAACUGGACAUCUACCAUCGUAUCAACUCAGUGGAGUCUGAUCACCCAGGAAAGAGAUUCAUCCGCAAACUGCUCAAUCAUUUUACUAUCGCAGGCCCUCAUGGCCAGCAUAUCUGCCUUGUUCAUGAGCCCCUAGGAAUCAGUGCAAGCGAGCUGAUAAGAUGGGUACCUGGGCGAGCAAUGUCGCUUGAGGAUCUGAAGCCUUGUAUACGGCAAUUGCUUGUCGUAUUGGAUUUCUUGCAUUCUAUAGCUCAUGUAAUUCAUACAGAUAUUCAACUGAAAAAUUUACUCCUUCCUACACCGAUGCCAAAGGCGCUUUCCGACUUCGAAGAACGGGAAGUGAAGACACAAUCAGCAAGGAAGGUCCUUCAAGACCGGACAAUUUACACAUCAUCGCGUUUCCCUCCUGGAGACGGAUUGCCUCUCCUGAGUGAUUUUGGCGAAGCUCGAUUUGGCGACCAGCAACAUAGUGAAGAUAUCAUGCCAAACCACUACAGAGCACCUGAAGUUAUUCUCAGGUCGAGCUGGGACUACAGGGUAGAUAUCUGGAAUGCUGGCAUGGUUGCAUGGGAUAUCGUUAACCCCUUUACUCUUGUUGAUGGAAGGAACCCAGAUGGGGUAUUUGAUGACCGCUUCCAUCUUGCAGAAUUGGUUGCACUUUUAGGCUCUCCACCACCUGAGUUCCGUCAACGAAGUCACCUUAGUUCUGUAUUUUGGGACAACGCAGGUGACUGGAAGGGAUUGACCCCGAUACCUGACAAGACACUUGAAGGUUUGGCCGUCAACAUCAAGGGCGAGGACAAGGAAGGCUUUUUACGAUGGCUCCGACGGGCCUUGCAGUGGAAUCCCGAUGACCGACCAACCGCUCUGGAACUCCUCUAUGAUGAAUGGAUGAUGAAGGGACUGAAACUGGGAAAUAAGACUGAGAGUUGA
Messenger RNA from Aspergillus caelatus, 1209 nucleotides. Its product is annotated as putative protein kinase. Gene Ontology annotation, molecular function: protein kinase activity; ATP binding. Lineage: Eukaryota; Fungi; Ascomycota; Eurotiomycetes; Eurotiales; Aspergillaceae. The transcript is spliced from 4 exons. Bases 1 to 1209 code for a protein of 402 amino acids. The record is from RefSeq and is a predicted model, not a curated record. Gene Ontology annotation, biological process: spliceosomal complex assembly; regulation of mRNA processing; protein phosphorylation.